AAAACUUCAAUAAAAACACUUUAAAUUGGGGACUUCAAAUUGAGCUCUGCCAAAAUCCAGAUCUUUUGCAUCAAUCGUAUGAGCAUAGGGUUAAGGAGAUUGGUGAAAAUGGCGGAACAAAUCAAUUCGUCAACAACAGCUGCGGAAGCGAAAAAGAGGUCAUUUUGGCCGUCAGUUCUUCGGUGGAUACCUACAUCUACUGAUCAUAUCAUUGCUGCCGAAAAACGCCUUCUUUCUCUUGUUAGGACUCCUUAUACUCAAGAGCAGGUCAACAUUGGGUCUGGUCCACCAGGUUCAAAAGUUAGAUGGUUUCGAUCGGUGAGCAAUGAACCAAGAUUUAUCAAUACUGUUACUUUUGACAGCAAAGAGGGUUCUCCUACUCUUGUUAUGGUCCAUGGAUAUGGUGCCUCUCAAGGUUUCUUCUUUCGGAAUUUUGAUGCCCUUGCAAAACAUUUCAAAGUUAUUGCUAUUGAUCAGCUUGGUUGGGGUGGAUCAAGCAGGCCUGACUUCACAUGCAGAAGUACUGAAGAGACUGAGGAUUGGUUUAUCGAUUCCUUUGAGGAGUGGCGUAAAGCCAAAAAUCUUAGCAACUUUAUUUUGCUUGGGCACUCUUUUGGAGGGUAUGUUGCUUCAAAAUAUGCUCUCAAGCAUCAUGAGCAUGUUCAGCAGUUGGUUCUGGUAGGACCAGCUGGAUUUACAUCACAGACUGAACAUAUGUCUGAGUGGAUGACCAAGUUCAGAGCAACAUGGAAGGGAGCUGUCUUGAAUCAUCUUUGGGAGUCUAAUUUUACCCCGAUGAAAAUUAUCAGAGGCUUAGGCCCAUGGGGUCCAGACCUUGUUCGCAGAUACACAAAUUCUAGAUUUAGUUCAUAUUCCAAUGGAGAUGAUUUAACUGAGGAGGAGUCCAGACUACUGUCAGAUUAUGUAUACCAUACUUUGGCAGCAAAACCGAGUGGGGAGCUAUGCUUAAAAUAUAUAUUUUCCUUUGGAGCAUUUGCAAAGAGUCCUCUUUUAUACAGAGCACCAGAUUGGAAGGUGCCAACAGCUUUCAUAUAUGGACACCAAGAUUGGAUGAAUUACCAAGGAGCGGAACAGGCGAGGAAGAAUAUGAAGGUUCCAUGUGAAAUCAUUAGGGUCCCUCAGGCUGGUCACUUUGUAUUUUUGGAAAACACAGCGGCAUUCCAUUCUGCUGUACUCUAUGCUUGCCGUAGAUUUAUCUCACCACAGGAGGACAAUAACUCGCUCCCUGAAGGCUUGAUAUCUGUCUGAAGGAGACACAUCGCCGUGGUGCUUUCGUUGCGUGUGGUAUAGGUAGAUAUUGUACAAUAGAUAGCAUUGAUUUAAAAUUCUCUCAAAUGUGUUAACUGGUCUAAGUAACCUAUCCUUUACAAUUUCUUAGAACAUAAAAUCAAUAUUGAGGAAGUCAUUAUGAAUGGGCAGCAAUCCGUUCGACUGUUCGUUCCUUGUAGGAAGUCAUGUAUAGAUAGCUGAAUGAUUUUUGUUCUUGAAAUCGCGUUUGUGUUCUUUUAUGAAUAUUAUAUCUCAGUAGUUACUAAAUCAAUUAGAUAAGUGUAUAGAUAAGAUUUGAAUCAAAGCGUCAAUUCUGAUUGUUUUGUUUCGA
Lycium barbarum (goji berry) is the source of this 1621-nucleotide messenger RNA. Its product is annotated as probable 1-acylglycerol-3-phosphate O-acyltransferase. The transcript is spliced from 9 exons. Lineage: Eukaryota; Viridiplantae; Streptophyta; Magnoliopsida; Solanales; Solanaceae. Bases 79 to 1269 code for a protein of 396 amino acids. Gene Ontology annotation, molecular function: A2-type glycerophospholipase activity. The record is from RefSeq and is a predicted model, not a curated record.